This is a messenger RNA of Lolium perenne, 2764 nucleotides long. RefSeq lists its product as uncharacterized. Lineage: Eukaryota; Viridiplantae; Streptophyta; Magnoliopsida; Poales; Poaceae. The record is from RefSeq and is a predicted model, not a curated record.
ACUGAAGCACAAUCCGUUCCCCCACGCCGACGGGCAUGAUGGCGGCGCCGCCGCCGGACUUCGUGGAGGUGCGAUGCGCGGGGUGCAACGAGACGCUGGAGGUGGAGCGGGGCCUCACCGAGUUCGCCUGCCCCGACUGCGGGACCCAGCAGGCGCUCCCGCCGGAGCUCAUGCCGCCGCCGCGCCCGCGGCGGGCGCUGCCCAUCCCCGGCCGCGUGCCCGCCGCCGCUGUGCCUGUGCCCGUGCCGGCACCGCCGCCCUCGCGCAUGCCGUGCGCCGACUGCAGCGCGCUGCUCAGCGUGCCGGCUGGCCUCGUGCGCUUCGCGUGCCCUGUGUGCGGCGUUGAGCUCGUCGCUGACGCCGGGCGCCUCCGGACUUACCACGCAUCCCCGGAUUCUGCAACAGUCUCGGUCGUCGCGCUUCCUCCAACCGCCGUGACGCUCACAUCGACAUACUCUGGCCAGCCGGAGGCGCAUGUAGAAAGACAUAAUCAUCCAAUUGGCUCCAAUCAGACACCAGCACAAUACCCCAGUCAAUCCGUUCACAGAGAGGAGACAUCCAGUUCAUUCAGACCUGAUACCUGGAUGCCAAUCCACAGCAUGUUAGCGCAAAAAGCACCCCUUAGACACCCAACUGAGAGAGAAGAGUCACAUACUGAGCCACGCAAUGAGACAACAGUGAGCUCUGGUAUGAGGAAUUCUAGUUUGCAAUCUGGUACUGAAUCUAUAGGUUUGCAAAAAAUACAACCAGAGCCUUCCGCCCAGGUUGGCUCGAGACCACAGACACAUGCCCUGCCUCCCAGUUAUUCAGUUCGUGGAGAUCUUACACAAGGGCAGCAUCCUGGCAUUGCUAGGCAUGGGCAGCAGACAAAUGAUGUCUCUAGUAUCAUGGAGCAAGGAAAAAUAGAUCUUCUGAAUCAAGCAAUGAACGAAGAACCAGCACAAGGUGAGGAUCAGUGCAAGACAUCUGGAUGGAGUCCAAACAGCAAAAGGAGCAACAAAAGUACCAGUGUGUAUCAGAAGAGGAAAAGGAAGCGCUUGACAAAGCAGACAGAGCAUCCAAUCGAGGAUGAGCCUGUCCAGAAAACAACCGCUUCUCCAAGUGCAUGUAAUUCUGAUCUGCCAGAUAUUGACUGCAUCAUUGCCAAUAUAUGUCCAAGCUCAUCGCAACCACACCAAAUGCCACAAGCAAGCUCAAGUGAGUCGGACAAUGUUGAUGCAGCCACUUUACCAGCCUUUUCAAAUCCUGGUGUAUCUCAACCUGAACAAUUUCCACACUGCUACAGUCAGUUGUACUCUCCACAGGUCAGGGGCAAACACCAGCUUAAUAAAAGUGGUCAACAGGUGAAGCCACAGUCACCACAGGGCGUACAUCAGCCUAUGCAUGCACAACAGGAGAAUGCAGAUGGUGGUCACCUUGUGUUAGGAUCAUAUGGAAAAUCAUCAGGUAAGCGCAAUGGACGCCGCUCUACAAGACUGAUUGAACCACGUAGGGAAGUUGACAGGCCUGUUCUGAUACCAAACAAUAUUGACAACUGGGAAGUCAGCCCACCUUGUCCUAAGGUGGCAUCUACCAUCACUGUUCUUAUGAAGCAGAAGUACCCUGGGUCAACCUACGUGCCAGCUGGUCAGCACAGUGAUGUUCCACCCAAUGGAGAAGUGGUUCACCACUGGCACCAGUAUCCUCGAGAGACAAGGGCUGCCAUUUUGAAUGAAUUUCUUCAACGCUACAAGUGGGCCCCGGGUAAAGAAGCAGAGUGCCUGAAGCUAUUUGAGCGCAGAGCACUCAGACAGUUUGCUGGCCUCCUAUGUGAAGAGAAGCGGAGGGUUAGAGCAGAGUUGGCUUCAGUGCAGAAAGCCAAAGAAACUGUAGGUGCACACAAGUCCAAUAGACACAUGGGGUUAGACGAGGAAGAUGCUAGAGAAGAGCCCAAGGAUCAACAGACAAGAGAGAAAAUUGAGGACGAGAACCCAUUACGGUGGAAACCUUUCCCGCCUACUUGGAUGUAUCCAAAGUGGUGGGAGAGGUUGUGCGAACACUGGGCUAAAGAGGAAGUUUUAAUGAUGUCUCUGCAGAACAGGAAGAACCGGUUCACUGCAGGUCGUGCUCAUCACACAGCAGGAUCACGGAGCAUUGCUAUGCAUCGUCAGCUUAUGGUCAUGGAAAAUGGCGGGGAGCAGGUGUCGGAACUCGAGGUGUUCAACAAGACACAUAAGCUUAAAGGUGGUGCAGGGGAAUUUGUCAGCGAGAGAGCAAAGCAAACUGUGGAGGGCUUUAAGAAGCGUAUGGAGGAGGCUGGUGAUAAGCAGAUAGAUCCGCAUCUUGCAUGGACUCAAGAAGUUGGGGGCCGGAAUCGUGGGAGGUACUAUGGACUCCCUGGUAUCGUUGACAAGGCCAAGAUUGAUGAAUUAUCAAAGUCCAUCCCUGGUUCUCUCGGUAAACGGGGACAGCGACAGACGUUCUCGCAGGACCAGGUGCAGCAGAUGAUUGAUCAGGCUCUGCAAGGGUUAAAUGAAACUUGGGAGAAUAAGUUCAAGUCCCUGGAGCAAACUUUCUGUGGCGGGCCAUCGUUGGGUGUUGAUCCUGAGUUACAAGAAAACUGAUUGUCAGGUUUCUUGUCCAAAUCAGGGCUUAGACAUUAAUCUGAUGUAUCCUGCAGCACUCGCCUGGGUCUUCUGCGGCUGGAGGGGGUGCUCAUGAAACUUGUACAUUGUGAAGCAUGUCUUGUCACAUUAGAUGCAGAAAUCGAUGUUUGUUGCACUAA